AUGAUCACUUCAGCAUUUCAACAACCUCAACUGAUGCAUCUAAGGGGCGGCGGUUCAUCAUCCUUGAAUUCGCCAAUAAGGACAUUAACUAUUUCCAAACCAACGACAAAACACAUAGAGAAAGUAAUCAAUGAUUUUAGAGCAAAUAUCAUUCUUGUUGUGAAAUAUCCGUUCCAUGCAGAAUCAGCAAACGAGUUGAGUGUUAAACUGGGAGACAUUUUGAAAUUGUUAGAUAAACCAAACGACGGUUGGAUUUUGGUUAAAUUUGUUGACAAAUUGCAAGCACCGGGGUUGAUACCAGCUUUAUAUGUGGACAUUGCCAUUAAUGAUCCUGUCAACCCUAUAACGUUGAACUGGUUACAUUCAAAGGAAGACCUGAAUAUCAUCGAUGACCAUAAUUGGUUAAACUUGCAGUUUAACAAGAUUGAGUCUAAAUUCCAAACUAUCAAUAAUAAAGCGUAUCCCGUUUCAGCAUCAAUUCUGAAUUUUUUUCUAUAUAAAGAUAGGUACUGGUACAGAUUGGAUGUUGGAUUUAGUGACAAGUCAAAAUCUUAUCUUUGUCGAUAUUAUCAAGAUUUUUACAACUUGCAUAUAAGUAUGCUAGAGAUGAUUGAAAAAAUUUGUCACAGUGAUACUGCAGAAUCUCUGGAGUUGAAAUUGCCCAAGUUGCCCGAGCCUCUUCCAACAACACUUCAAAAAUCAAACAAUGAUAGUGCAAGCGAGUGCAAAGACGAAAAAUAUGAAGUGAAAAGGGAGGAAGAGCAGCAAAUAUCUAUUUUAUUGAAGAGGUGCAAUAGUUUAAACAUUUAUAUUAACAAAUUAAUUUUAAACAAGUAUUUCCAAACUUCAAUUGAAUUCAUUGAUUGGCUAGAUUUGAGCUAUAAAAAUUUACCAGGUUAUUUUAUACCUAGAGAUCAAGCAAUCAAAAUGGAGGAAGAAGAGAAAGAAAAGGAAGAGUAUAAUCGUAAUGAUGACUACUACAAGAAGAAGAAGAAUAAGAAGACAGCCAGGCUAACAGAAGAUGAAAUAAAUAAUAAGAUCCUUCCUGAGUCUGUUAAUGUAGUGAAAAACUAUAACGAAAAUAGAUUGAAACUACAACAAGAGAAGGAAGAAAUGGAGAGGAAAAAACUUAAAGAGGUUAGAGCGAAUCAUAACUAUCUGACUGGCGAUUUACCGGCAAGGACAAGAUCCAAAAAUAUCUACAAUAAUUAUCAACAGGCUUCACGUGCUUUUGACAAUACUGCUAGUUCAAGACAAACGUCUGAAAUAUUAGGAAAUGGCUCAAGAUCGCUUAGAAACUCUUUUAAAUCCUCCUUGGCAGGUACAACAAAGCAUACUAGUCUUGGUCAGGCUCUUCUCUACGAAAGGAAAGGUAGCACAAAGAGUUUAUCCAAUGCUAAUUCUUCCCUGGCUAGUAACUCUUCGACGUCUCCAACAGAGUUUAAGUCUUUGGAAGAAUUCGAUGGUACGCCAAAUACGUCCUCAUUGAGCAUUUCUUCUAAUUCAACUCCAAUAGUUCAGCAGUCUACUGCUUUCGCAAUGACUCCACCUUUUACCGAGCAACAACAACAACAACUGCGACAACAACUGCUGCUGCCGCAAGCAGCUUCCAAUCCCCCGUAUCCAAUUCAAAGUAACGAGACUUCUCCUAAAUAUUCACCAGCAUCAACAAAUUCAACAAUUAUUUCCCCAAAGACGAGCUAUAGUCCUCGACCCGGACUUACUCCAAGACUAACAAUUCCUGAAACUUGUCCUCAGUCUCGGCCAAGUCCACUUCAAUUACAGCCUCUUAAUAAUCUUCAUCAUCAUUCACCAUCUAAGAUGUCUCCCUUAGGAUUGAACCACCAAAUUUUUCCCAUCAGUGGUUUCAGCAACCCUCAACUUCAACAAUCUCCAAUGAUCAACACCAUGUCGUCGCCAUUUAUUUCCUCCAAUUCAAAUUCCAAUGCUCAUCAAUACAUCAAGUGCAAAAUCAUGAAUCAUGACAACGAAAUAUUGGCAAUCAAGUUCAAUAAAUCACAAUUUAAAACUAUUCAAGAUAUGAAAGUAUUGAUCAGGCAAAAGGUACCAUAUAACAAGUUAUUUAUCAAAUUGCCUAAUUUGAAUAAUUUUGAAAAUAUCGAUGUUGUUAAUUUUAACAUUACCGAGUUUUUGAGAUUCAAUGAUAAGGUUAUGUUGAAAAUAACAUAG
Messenger RNA from Lodderomyces oxycetoniae, 2190 nucleotides. RefSeq lists its product as uncharacterized. Gene Ontology annotation, cellular component: mating projection tip; cytoplasm. Bases 1 to 2190 code for a protein of 729 amino acids. Gene Ontology annotation, molecular function: phosphatidylinositol binding; protein binding; protein-macromolecule adaptor activity. The record is from RefSeq and is a predicted model, not a curated record. Lineage: Eukaryota; Fungi; Ascomycota; Pichiomycetes; Serinales; Debaryomycetaceae. Gene Ontology annotation, biological process: conjugation with cellular fusion. The transcript has a single exon.